UCUGUCUCAGUCGAAGUCGGCCCGAAGAGUCACUUCGGAGAGAGUCACCCAAAAAAAAAAAAAAGACAAAAAUUAUUUGUCCAUAAUUAUCAAUAAAAUGGCUUCGUUGUACGGACGUACAAUUCUUCAAAUAUCACGUCGUGGAUUGUCGACAUCAUCAAUUAAAUACGCAAAAUCAUUCCCGGAACCUCUGGACCUUGCUACUGGUUUGGAGAAGAAGGAAUUACUUGCUCGUAUUGCUGGCAAUGAUGAUCCAUUUAUGUUGAAAGGAAAAAAGCGUGGUCCAGGUACCAAGGAUCAACCAAAUUUAGUACCAAGUGCUUUUGAUUGUCGUAUUGUUGGUUGUAUCUGUGAAAGUGAUUCUACAAGUGUUGCUUGGAUGUGGCUUCACGAGGGACAACCAAAACGUUGUGAUUGUGGACACUGGUUCCAACUUGAAAGAAAACCACCAAUUGUAUAAAAAAAAAAUACACAGUCAAUGUUACAGUAAAAUAAAUAAACAACAAAAAAAAAAAAACAAAAUUUCUCAAAUA
Molecule: messenger RNA, 533 nt
Organism: Aphidius gifuensis
Lineage: Eukaryota; Metazoa; Arthropoda; Insecta; Hymenoptera; Braconidae
Product: cytochrome c oxidase subunit 5B, mitochondrial-like
Exons: 3
Coding region: 98-460 (120 amino acids)
Biological process (GO): mitochondrial electron transport, cytochrome c to oxygen
Cellular component (GO): mitochondrial envelope
Source: RefSeq, a predicted model, not a curated record